This is a messenger RNA of Clupea harengus (Atlantic herring), 4849 nucleotides long. RefSeq names its product gamma-aminobutyric acid type A receptor subunit zeta (gene gabrz). NCBI's taxonomy places the organism in Eukaryota, Metazoa, Chordata, Actinopteri, Clupeiformes, Clupeidae. Gene Ontology annotation, molecular function: extracellular ligand-gated monoatomic ion channel activity; transmembrane signaling receptor activity. Gene Ontology annotation, biological process: monoatomic ion transmembrane transport. The record is from RefSeq and is a predicted model, not a curated record. Gene Ontology annotation, cellular component: membrane.
GCAAAUUCAUCUGUCGAGUCAGCCCAGUGUGGUGUAAUAACGAGGUUGCUCAUUUACGUCAGUCAGAAACCGCUUUAGGUCCGACAGCGAAUGCUGCGUCUUCCUCCUGUGCGUAACGGUGGCUCAAUCUUCAGCGUUUCCGAGUUUACAGGAGACGCAACCAGUUGUUUCUACCGCCGUCGGCUUUACUGGCUCGUCUUUGCUUGAAAGCUGUUCUAAGGAUUGCUCAACAAAAGAAUAGGACAAUUUUACAGUGAAAAGAAAAAAAUCUAGAUGGCUGGACAUACUCCGUAAGCAUAUGUAGAUGAGUGCGUCGUGAUUUCUUGCAGUUGGAUUGAAUCUGGAAAUGCCAGCGGGUGCAUACCAAUAAAUAAAAACGUUGACAAUUCAACCAGCCAUGCGCUUGUCUCCAGUAGGAGGGCCUGCUCUCCUCCUUCUCAUCAUCAGUGGGGCCGUGGCUGAGGAGGUCCUGCCUCCGACCAUCCAGAAGCUGAUGAAGGGAUACAACAAAUACCUCCGGCCCUUCUUUGGCAAUGGCCCAGUCACUGUAGGGAUGAGUUUGGACAUCGCCAGCAUUGACACCAUAUCAGAGAUCAACAUGGACUACACAGCCACCAUCUUCCUGCGCCAGCGCUGGACAGACGAGCGCCUCGUCUUCGAGGGCAACAAGAGCCUCAGCCUGGAUGGCCGGCUGGUGGAGCUGCUCUGGGUCCCUGACACCUUCAUCGUGGACUCCAAGAAGUCCUUCCUGCACGACAUCACUGUGGAGAACCGCCUCAUCCGCAUCUUCCCAAACGGAACCGUGCUCUACGCCCUCAGGAUCACCACAACAGUAGCCUGCAACAUGGAUCUGACUAAGUACCCCAUGGACAGGCAGACCUGCACCCUCCAGCUGGAGAGCUGGGGGUACAAUGUGAAGGAUGUUGUGUUUUACUGGACUCGUGGGAACUACUCUGUGAGUGGACUGGACACGCUGCAGCUGGCCCAGUAUACCCUGGAGGACUACUACACGUCAGAGUCUGAGGCGGUGUAUGAGACAGGUAACUACCCAAAGCUGAUCUUCCACUUCCGUCUGAAGCGCAGCAUCCUCUACUUCAUCCUGGAGACGUACGUGCCCUCCAGCGCUCUGGUGGUCCUCUCCUGGGUGUCCUUCUGGAUCAGCCAAUCCUCCGUGCCGGCACGCAUCUGCAUCGGUGUCACCACAGUGCUCACCAUGACGACCCUGAUGAUGGGCGCACGCACCUCGCUGCCUAACGCCAACUGCUUCAUCAAGGCCAUCGACGUCUACCUGGGCAUCUGCUUCAGCUUCAUCUUCGGCGCUCUGAUCGAGUACGCGGUGGCCCACUUCUGCACUUUACACCAGCCCAACUCCGCCCACGCCUACAUGUACGGUCAGGAGAUGCAGGACCGCGAGGACGAGAUGAACGGCGUCGUCACCUCCAUCGGCGGGAGCCGUGCACUGCGCGCCCGCAAGCGUGAGGAGGUGCUGAGCCGCAGUGGGAGCACCAGCAGCCCCACACACAGCCUACCCAAGGAGGAGCUGGCCAACGCCCCGGUCCCGGGCCCCCGUAUGGACACGGGCCCCCACCCGCGUGGGCGCUGCUUGCGGACCAUAUUGCAGGUGGGGCGCCUGGUGCGCUUCCUGAACUGCUGCCACGUGGAGAACCCACACUACAUCGACAACUACUCACGCCUGACCUUCCCUCUCUCCUUCAUCUUCAUCAACCUGCUGUACUGGACCUACUACUUGUACUUCUGAGAAGGGAACUGCAGCAGGGCUUGCAGUGAGGCUCUGUGUGUGUGUGUGUGUGAGAGUAUGUUUAUGUGUGUGUGUGUGUGUGUGUGUGUGUGUGUGUGUGAGAGAGUAUGUAUAUGUGUGUGUGUGUGAGUGUGUGUGUGUGUGUGUGUGUGUGUGUGUAUGUGUUGUGGGAGGGUAGAUUUGUUAGAUUUGUUUGUGAGUUAAUUUAUUCCAUCAAUUUCUGUGUGCGCCUGUGUGUUAUUUUUUUGACACAUUUUGUUUAGGCAACAUGCACCAUAUGCUCAUGGUCUUAGUUGUGUGUGUGUGUGUGUGUGUGUGUGUGUGUGUGUGUGUGUGUGUGUGUGUGCGCCUGUUUUAAGUGAGGUUGUAUGCUUGUUUCUGAGUCAGUCCUAUGUGUGUGUGUGUGUGUGUGUCUGUGUGGGAGCAUACCUCUAUGCUGGGAUAAAGUGGCCUUUGUUUUCCAGAGGAGCUUUACCAUUACAGAGAGAAACUAAGCAGGAGCUCUACUCUGCAAUAAACCCAUCAAUAUUACAUAGAAAGAGAGAAAAUGAAAGGGUAUAACAAGUGCUAUUCAUGGGCCUGCACUAGACUUGCACUAGACUUGGCUUGGCUUGGCUUUGAAUGUAGUGAUGAAUUUUACAACCAGACAGCAAUAUUCAACAAAUACACCCAAUCCGCAAUAAACAAAAUUCUCAAUAUCAAACUGGAUUACUUCCAUUUAAUCCAGUAUAGGCUUGGGGAUGGUUCUUAUAGGUUAUUAGAGGUUAUUGUGCAUUUAGAUAUCAUACUGGCUGCUGCCGAAUCAGGCAAUCGCAGGACCAAAGACAUCACAGAUUUCUUAUACGGAUCAAACAGAAAGGUUUAUUUUUUAACUCGGUUGAGUAACCAAAUUCGAAAAUGUAAUUGAGCUUCAGGUUUGUUUUGUAUUUAGUACCUAUCCAUUACAAGGCAGUGCCAUGGUUCGCAGGGCAGGCUUCUCUGAAUAGCUAUCUCUUUUCUUCUCUGUCUGCUUUUUAGUUUAGUCACAUACCAUUUUAUCUCUGUAAUUUAAAUCAAGAUGGUUAGAUACGCAAAUUGUAGACAGGAUUAUUUAAUCCUGUUCUUUUUUCCAGGGAAUCAGUUUGUGUCUUUAAUGAUCUAUUUACAAUAAUGCAUGCCUAGAUAUCCCUUCCUUCUGUCAUGGUGUUGUAUUCCUUUGAAUUAACCAUUGUUUGUCUUCUUGUUUUUUUCCAAUCAGAAAGCACUUUUUAAAGAGAAAAUUAAGACUAAAAUGUCACCAGGCAUUCAAUUAGUUCAUGUGUUAUGCCAGGUGGUGUUGUUUAUAUCUGAUUAGAUCACAUAUUGCAUAGCCAUUCCUAUACAACACACCUGGAACUCUUUCUAGUAAGUAUUAAGUUAUGGGUGAAGACAGAAUUACUGUCCCUCAUAAUGGUCUUAACUGUUCUCUUCUUUGUAUAUAAUUAGUUGUUUAAAUUUGACACUUCUCAGAAUGGUUGUACAUGUUGCUGCCAUAUUAAUCCAGGGAAGAGAGGACGUGAGUUGUACUUGCUUGUUUUAUUUUCACCUCUUGAUAUGAUAUGCCCUCACUUUAUUUACUGUGAAUGUGCCACCACUGACAGGUAUGCAAACAACAUAUUUGUGUGUUUUAAAGCUACGCUGUGUAGAUAAUUAUGGUCUUCCUACUGCACUGACAGGCCACUAGCAUCUACCGAUGUGUUAAUCUUACGUUUUAGUUUAAUGCUACAAUAACGAUGUGAAUACUUCGGCAAUCGGUACGUUCAGGUGGGGGCGGUUUUUGGAGACGUUUGCAAAAAUGAUGCUUUUGUAUAGUGCAUGGACGUUUGCAUUUUUAAAAAAACUAUUUUUUUGAACUGAAAUAUAGAAUCAGGUAUGUUUUUCAUGCAUGAGUAAACAAGAGUGGGUUUAGCUCACCAAGCACCCGCAAACAGCAGCACACGCAGGGGGAGAACUGAAUCAAGGUACUUAUCAGAGAAUACGCUGACUUUAUCUAAUUUACAUUGUAGCUUGGGCUUAAAAUAGAAUAACGCUGGGCAGUUUUGCAGUGAAACUUGUGCAAGAGUGAAACAUUUCCUGGUUUAAAUGGAUCUCUGCCAAUGAUAAACGGAGAACAUUUACGUUUCUAUAAAUUCAGUUUUAACUGGCAGGACUCUGAUCUGUGCUCUUUCCCCUCGUCCGGUAAGAUAACCUUUGUCAUGUCAAGUGUCAUGUGACCUCAUUAUCUUAGGAUUCUAUGGCCCUGCUCUCUGACCAAGACUCUCUUCUUCAUGCCAUUCAAACUUUUCUCUCUUUCUCUCUCUCGCUGCCUUUUCUUUGUCUUCCCUCUCACUGACUCUUCUUCCCUAAUUCCUCCUGAUUGAUAAGAGGCACACAGUGGAGACCUCCUGAACUCUCUAGAUCACUGAUCCUGAAAGAGUGAGAUAAGAUAUCAAGUAUGGCCAGAACUCAGUUAACUAAUCUGAAAUUUGGUCCAGUCCUUUGUAGUCUAGUGGCACAUUGCAGACCUAAGAUCAGUUACAUGGUGGAUUUCAGGAUCAAGUCAGUUAACCUUCCGUUGAUUGCAUCUCCCUGUUCAAUUUUCCAUUAACUUCUGCCCCUCUCUCUCUGUCCUAACCCAUCACUGUAGACCUACAAUAGUGACACAGUUGUAACCAUAAGAAAGCCCCAUUACUGACUGGUGUAGAGCCAUUUGGUGGUGUUGGUGUAGGUGGGGUAGUGUGUCCAACUACCCAGUCCUUUUAGCUAUGUACAAAGAGACCUAAGGUAGGGACAUAGAUUGAGGUUUGCUCACAAUUAGGUACCAGGCAGCCCUUUCACAGUCUUCCCAUAUUCCUUUGCAAGCACCAGCUAAUUGCAGGGAGGAACCAUAUUUGGCCAAAUUCUAUAGAAUGAAUAGAUCCCUUAUUGAUUUCCCCAGCCAGCUUUUUGAGAUUAGUAUUCUCGUUAGAGACAAACUAAGGAGGGAGGAUGAAGUUAGAGGUGGGGCCUUUUCCUUUGAUGUCUUUCUCCUUACUUUUCUUUAACACACACACACACACACACACACACACACACACACACACACACACACAC